AACUAAAGGUAUGCUCAGUGUGGACCGUGAGAGUGUACUUCUUACAGCUGUGAGGGAGAUUCUAUCUCCAAACCUCAUAGUUUGUGUUAAUAUAAUAGCCGGGAUACUUUAUGGCUUUUAUAAUAAGCGUCUAAAAGAUCACAGAGAGUGGAUCACCCAGCGGCCCGAGCUGAGACCCCUGUCAGACUCCUGCACCCUCUUCUGACUCAGAGGUCUCCAAGAUGGUCUUGCCCUCGUCACACUCCUCGAGGCUCAAGUAUGUGUCUCUGGGGGUGCUGGUGUUGCAGACCACCUCGCUGGUGCUCACAAUGCGCUACUCCCGCACCCUGAAGGAAGACGGCCCCCGCUACCUGGCCUCAUCUGCCGUGGUGUCGGCCGAGGUGCUCAAGAUCGUCACCUGCACCCUCCUUGUCUUCAUGGAGAACAAUUUCAGUUGCCGGGCAAUGAACCAACUGCUGAAGGAGGAGAUUGUGUACAAGCUGUCACAGACCCUGAAGCUGGCCAUUCCUGCAGGGAUCUACACGCUGCAGAACAAUCUGCUCUAUGUUGCCUUAUCCAACCUGGACGCAGCAACAUAUCAGGUCACAUACCAGUUGAAGAUCCUCACCACAGCACUGUUUUCUGUCUCCAUGCUGGGGAAGAAGAUGGGUCGGUACCAGUGGCUCUCACUUCUCUUCCUCAUGGCUGGAGUCACUCUAGUGCAGUGGCCUGCUGACUCUGAGGGAGACACUGAGCAGAAGGUCCUGUGUGCAGGUUCUCAGUUUGUGGGGCUGAUUGCUGUGUUGAUGGCGUGUGUGUCCAGUGGCUUUGCUGGAGUUUACUUUGAGAAAAUCCUCAAGGAGACUGAACAGAGUGUGUGGGUCCGAAACAUUCAGCUGGGUUUUUUCGGCUUAAUGUUUGGCAUAGGAGGAAUGAUAGUAUAUGACGGCCAGAGAGUGAAACAGUGGGGAAUGUUUCAGGGUUACAGCGUCAUCACCGGCACAGUUGUUGUCUUACAGGCUGUGGGCGGCUUGGUCGUAGCAGUGGUCAUUAAAUAUGCAGACAAUAUCCUCAAAGGAUUUGCCACAUCUCUGUCCAUCAUUGUGUCUGCAAUUAUUUCGUAUUUCAUGCUAGAGGACUUCAACCCUACAAGAGUAUUUUUUUCAGGGGCGGUGCUGGUCAUUGCUGCCACAUUUCUGUACGGCUACGAGCACAAGCCUGCUAGUAGCACCACCGUCAAAGUGUAAACAGAGGCCUCUGUGAACUGUGCUACCUGAAUGAGGUGAUCACAGGCACUCAAAAAACACUCCAUGAACUGUGAAAGGUAGGUUGGUAUACAGAAUUAAACAGAGCUGGAAAAGUUGCUGAAUUUCAACUUGAAAACGUUGAGCCUAAAAGUGCUCCAAAUAAUCCUCUGGAAACAUGCUGCUUUGCUACAAAGAUGGAGGACAAUAUUUUGGUGGUGUGUCUUUAAAAGUUUUUAAUUUUUAAAAAAAUCUUUUUUAAUAUAAUGUAAAAUGUUUGCAAUAUAAUGUUUCUUAUCAUUUUCUUAUCAGGAGAACAUUGAGGCUACCUUACCAUGUAAACAGACGGUGUUACAGUAAAAUGAACCUUAACUGAUUUAUCCCUGGAAAACCACAGCCAGACCGACAUAUGGGUUAGCCAAUGUUAUGUGCAGUUGUGCCUACUACAGAUACAUUGGCAUAAUCUGUAGGUUUUUGAAUUGAUAUUAAACUUUUUGACAGAUAUAUGUAGCAGAAAACAACAAUAUGUUUGAAGAAUUAAUGAUGUCUUUAAAUUGUUUGUCUAGAAGAGCGUUCAUGUAUGUGCAGUCAUAUUGGUGAAAAAGAAACACAGGUCCACUUUUAUAACAGCUGAAAGAUUUACCAUAUUGGUCGACACCAAUAAGAACAUUUAAAAGGGAAAUGUUCUUAUUGGUCGACCUCUCAUAUUCUUAUAUUUGACAGGCUCUAAUGGUAACGCAAGGUUUCGAUUAAAGCGAUCAGGAGAACGACAUGACAAUAUGGCUUCAGAUAUUUGCCCACCUAAAUUGUGUAGUUCAGUAUGUCAAUCAUGUAUUUAUGUUUUAUGGGACAGAGAUGUCUGUACAAAAAAAGGUAUGCUGGGUGCUCCUGUCUCAAAGGGAGGAAAUUCCUUUGCAAAGCGUCCAUCUAUCGGUGGAAUCAGGAGCAGACUUGCUGCAGAGAGGAGGGGUUACCUCUUUUCAAAGAUGCUGAAUGUCUUUUUUUUUUUUUUUAUAAAACGGGAUAUGACUGCUCUCACACUACUUCUCAAAAUCUGAGCAUUUGUACGAAGGAGCUCAUUCCUGUGUUAUUUAAACAUAAACAUGAUGUUUUUAUGUAAGAACAGAUGAAUAAAUUAUGGCAUAUUUUAUGCUGAAACAACCA
This is a messenger RNA of Labrus mixtus (cuckoo wrasse), 2387 nucleotides long. It is a transcript of the gene slc35a3b, whose product is annotated as solute carrier family 35 member A3b. The transcript has 8 exons. NCBI's taxonomy places the organism in Eukaryota, Metazoa, Chordata, Actinopteri, Labriformes, Labridae. Gene Ontology annotation, molecular function: UDP-galactose transmembrane transporter activity. The record is from RefSeq and is a predicted model, not a curated record. Gene Ontology annotation, biological process: pyrimidine nucleotide-sugar transmembrane transport. Bases 222 to 1226 code for a protein of 334 amino acids. Gene Ontology annotation, cellular component: Golgi membrane.